This is a messenger RNA of Rattus rattus (black rat), 4013 nucleotides long. It is a transcript of the gene Usp26, whose product is annotated as ubiquitin specific peptidase 26. Bases 668 to 3142 code for a protein of 824 amino acids. Gene Ontology annotation, biological process: protein deubiquitination; G1/S transition of mitotic cell cycle. Gene Ontology annotation, molecular function: cysteine-type endopeptidase activity; cysteine-type deubiquitinase activity. Lineage: Eukaryota; Metazoa; Chordata; Mammalia; Rodentia; Muridae. The transcript is spliced from 8 exons. The record is from RefSeq and is a predicted model, not a curated record. Gene Ontology annotation, cellular component: nucleus; cytosol.
CCACAACCAAUCUAGGUCCGUGGAGGUGGUACCAUAAACUGCCUAUAAAAGGAGGCUCACAGGGUGUUCGGCCUCCAUUUUGUCUCAGCUUUCGGGGUGUGCUGUGGUAGGUUCUCUGUGCUCCAGAAAGCUAAGGGGCUGGUUAGUUCUCGAAACAAACAGGACAGCCCGGUGACAUAAAGGAGUGUGGGCUCGACCAGUGCAGACCGGACCAGACCGGAUCAGACCAGACCAGACCGGAUCGCAGCUUAGACUGGGUGCACUAGCGUUCUUCUGAGAAAGAGCACCAGUGUCCAAGCCAGGUAGUGCUUGACUACCUACUCACAGAAAAUCUCAUCGACAGUGGAAGAAUUGCCUGAAGUGGAUUGUAAAAACAACUGCAAGAGUCAAGAGAGUGUUGGAGGGAGUGUUCAGGCCAGAGUCUCUGUUCCAUACAGCAGCAAAUCCUAAGGCUUGAGUGAUCUCCAUUCACUGUUUCCAGCUGUGCUGAGUGCCUGUCUUAAGAUUCUGAUAGAGGUUGUUCUCCCUUGGCAUACAUUGCUGAGUUGGAAAACUGCUUCACUUGCAUUUAGCGUUCAGCGCCAUUUUCUGGUGAACUUAGGAAACAAAUUAAACCGUCAAGAUUGCUAGUAACCAAGAAACGUGUGUUUAUUUGCAAAGAAAAAGUAUGGAUCCUGUAUUGAUACAUGCUCAAGUCCAGCUGUGGAGUGCAAAGGCAGGAAUGUCCAAGUCAAGAAAUGCAUUCAUUGAGACAUUUAUAGGCAAAAGGGAAGUUAAACUUAUUCUCUAUUUCAGCACUGGAAAGAUCAAGGCUUUGCAACUAUACAAUAAUAUUAAAAGUGUGGUCCUUCGAACCUAUGGCGAAGACCAGAAUUACCUACAUCUGACUUUUAAAAAUAAUGAUUUCUUGUUUGUCGAGAAACUCACCACCAUGGAUGCCAGACGACUGAAAAGAUUUUUGGACAAAAUCUAUCAAAGUAAUCUUCGGGCAGCCAGGAGAAGUGAUGAGAGACCUGGUGAUCUUAGCAUGAGUGCACAGGAGUUGAGCUCUUCCCCACCGGAAGGUCAUCUGAAAGCAAGUAGUUUGUGCUUUGAAUCAGCCAAAGAAAGCGAAAUGUGCUUGUUUCGUCAGUUGCCUUUACUUCCGCCCUCAUCAGCCUCACUUAAUGCAGUAGGAUUAUUAGAAUCACAGUUCAUGAAGAGGAAAAGAUUUUUUCUUGGUGCAGAAAAGGAAAAACAGAACCUGAAGGGCAGUACCAGAGAAUUUGAGACAAAUUUAGUAGUGUCCAUAUCUAAUGAAAAGGGGAAAGAAAGGGGUGUGAGAGCGGUAGAAAUCAGUAAGGCAGGGUUUGGAUUUCCAUUUGAGACCAACUAUCCCGAGGAGGGUAGUGUGAAUGUUCGUGAUCUUAAUGAUCUCAUUACAAAAUUAUUUUCACCAUUACUGUUUGAAACGCACUAUAUUGAGAAUGGGCUAAAUUGGCAUGAGUAUAUGGAGACAUUUUUACUUGACCCAGAGAAAUCAUGGCAAGGCCUACCUAAUGUUGGAAAUACCUGUUACAUAAAUGUUGUAUUACAGUCUCUAUGCUCAAUUCCGCUGUUUGUUAAUGACUUAUUCAAUCAGGGCUUCCCAUGGAUUAAACCUCCCAAAGAUGACUUUAACAUGCGCUUGAUGCAACUGCUGGUUUUGAAAGAUAUUUACAAUGCAAGAACCAGACAAAAGUUACUUAUAGGUAUUACAAAAGCCCUCCCAAUAUUUGGUGAGGUCUUUGCAGCUGACAGGCAGAAUGAUGCUCAUGAGUUUUUGAGUCUCUGUUUAGUUCAGUUGAAGGAGACUGUCCAGAGAGUAAACAUGAUGUGGCAAUCUGAGAAUGAAUCAGGAGAUUAUUAUUUACUUAAAGAGAUUUUUGCUAAUUAUACUAGCAUCAACAGAACACCUGUUUGUCCUGUUACCAACAAUUUUGAAUUUGAGUUGCUGAGUUCCAUCUUUUGUAAAGCCUGUGGCCUGACUGUUUUUAAGAGAGAACCAAGUAGAUAUCUCUCUAUCAACAUUCCUCAAGGAAUGAAAGACCAAAACAUGUCUAUCCAGUCCAGUUUAGAUCUUUUCUUUAGGGCAGAGGAGCUUGAGCAUAGGUGUGAAAGGUGUUUGUACAAUAAAUCUGUUGCAUUGCACAAGUUUGGCCGGCUACCCAGGGUUAUUAUUGUUCACCUGAAACGCUACAGCUUUAGUGAGUCCCGGAUAAUGAACAAAGAUGAGCAGCACAUUGUUAUUUCCAAGUACUUACGGCUGUCUUGUCACUGCAACAAGAACACAAAACCACCCCAGCCCCUUCUCCCAAAUGAGCAUGUUAAGAAUCUUGACUUACUAAGACCCCUUGAAGAGUUGGGUUCAGAAAUACUCAAAUUAUCAAGUAAUUCAGGGAGGACCUCAAGAUCCAAUGUUUUCCCGACUGUAAACAUCAGAUCAGACAAGGAGUUAGAAGUACAAAAUGGAAAGAGAGUCUCUGAAGUGUCGAGUGGGUCAGCGCAGCAGGAAGAUCUAGGGAAAGGUGCAAAUGUGGUCAGGUCAGAACUUACAAAUGAGACUGAGACAAUCAAACAUGAGAAAGAGUAUGUACUUAGUGAUUUAGAUUCUGGUAGCAUCAGUGAGGAAAGAUCACAAAAGUGCCAAGAGGCUGAGAAAUGCAAUAAAGAGGCACUUCCUCAAAGCUGUCCAAAUCCAAGCUCCCAGGAACAGACAGAAAACCUUGGGAAACCCACAGUGUCACAUACCCAGAAUGGUAGUCUAAGUUCACAGGGCUCAUCAGAUUCCAGUAAGAGCCCUGGAUGCAAUGAUGUUUUCGAUAAGGCAAAGCCUACAAGCAAGGUGGAGCCACAGAAAUUAAAUCAAAAAGAAGAUAACAUUUACAGGCUUGUUAGUAUUAUCAACCAUAUUGGGAACAGUCCCAAUGGAGGCCACUAUAUCAGUGAUGCCUUUGACUUCAGGAAGCAGAGUUGGUUCACUUAUAGUGAUCUGCAGGUGACAGGUAUACAAGAGGACCUUGUAUAUAAGGCUAGGCUUUCUACUGGAUAUGUCUUCUUUUACAUGCAUAAUGAUAUCUUUGAAGAGCUCUUGGCAAAGGAAGCUAGCACGUCCAAGGGUUAGUAAGAGCAGCAUACGCCUCACAGAACAUGUCUACCCAAAUGCCUCACUUAACCUAAAAAUAAUUAGCCCAGGACCAACACCUUAACAAACAUUUAGAGAGAAAGUUCCUUUUCAACUGUGACCACAUCAGUCUUAUCAUUACAGCUCAUGCUAAUGAGUGUUGUUCUCUCAUACAAAUUUGGAACUGUACCUUUUGUAUAACUUUGUCAGAAAAUUUAUUACUGACAGUGAGAUUUUCAAUAUUUGCUAUGGAAGUUAUAUAACCCAAAAUUGCCAUUCUAUUGAUUAAAAUGGCUUAUUUGCACUCAAAAACAUUCCAGUAAAAGGUACAUUUCUCUCUGCCUUUCUUGGAGGGUCAGCUUAAGAAGUUAUAAUGAAAAAGCUUUUACAUAACAGAACCAAAAAAGCACAUGCCCAGACACACCACAGUUCAGAUGAGUCUACCCAGCACUGUUACCCUAGCCUGCUGCUCUCUUGUUAUCUCUCCAUUAGAAAUGGUUUAGUGUCCUAAUUCUCUCCUGGCUUUCUCACACUGGAUAUCAUUUAAUGGUGGAGCUGAAGUGAGGAGAGAGGAGAACAGUUUUUGGCUUCACAUAUUGGGAAAAUAUUCAAAAAGGUGGGGAGGGCCACAUUUCCCUUUUUUCAUUUUUGAGGGUUUUCGUUAUCACUGAACAGUGUUCUUACCGAACCCAGGCUUCGGUUAUGAUACUGUUGAGUCCACGUUCUAGUGUCUGUCUUUAGUUGUCUUUAAUUGGGUUAUUUUCUUAAUAGAAAAAAUUCUACCUCUGGAAUUAAUGUUGAAGGAGCUUUGCGUGUUCUCAGGGGUGACGAUAUCCUCUUGGAAUGCUCUAUUUGGGAUGGUUGACACAGU